GUGAAAACGGAAGUAGGUACGUGGCCGCUUCAGCCGACAGUCUCUCCAUGAUGGCGACGGAGGUUCAGCUUCGAAGCGGCGACCUCGACAGUGCUGCCGCCAGCCGCCUGGACGUCUCCGUCGACGGCCUCACCCUCACUCCUGAGCCGGAGGACGAGCACGGCGGGUCCGAGGAGCCGCAGCCGGAGCCCGGCAGUGUGACAGCGGGCGGCACCGAGGCUGCAGAUGGAGGAGAGACUGACAAAUGUGCCGUGGAGGGGAAAUGGGGCUUUCCUCUGCAGGAGCUGUACGGAAUGGCGCUUAAAUUCUUUAAAGAUAAGGAUGGAAAGGCCUUCCACCCCACCUACGAGGAGAAGCUUCGCCUGGUGGCCCUCCACAAACAGGUGCUGCUGGGCCCUUAUAAUCCCGAUGCCUCCCCCGAGGUCGGCUUCUUUGACGUCCUGGGCAACGACCGCAGAAAAGAGUGGGCCUCAUUGGGUAACAUGGAGAGGGAGGAGGCCAUGGUGGAGUUUGUCCAACUGCUUAACAAGUGCUGCAACCUCUUUGCGCCCUACGUCACCUCACACAAGAUAGAAAAGGAGGAGCAGGAGAGGAAAAGGAAAGAGGAGGAGGAGCGUCAGAGGCAGGAGGAGGAGGAGAGGGAGCGACAAAGGCAAGAGGACGAGAGACGACGGCUGGAGGAGGAGGAAAGGCUGAGGCGUGAGGAGGAGGAAAGGCGGCUGGCAGAGGAAGAGAAGCUACGCAUAGAGCAGCAGAAGCAGCAGAUAAUGGCGGCCUUGAACGCCCAGACCGCCGUGCAGUUCCAGCAGUACGCGGCGCAGCAGUACCCAAACAGCCCCGAGCAGCAGAUCGGACUCAUCCGCCAGCUCCAGGAGCAGCACUACCAGCAGUACAUGCAGCAGCUCUACCAAGUCCAGCUGGCCCAGCAACAGGCGGCCUUACAGAGGCAGCAGCAGGUUGACCCGACGGCGCACGCCCACCAGGAGGCCGGUGGCUUCUGCAGCGGCGAUCCCAUCGCAGCGUCGGCAGCGGGGCCGAUGUGCGCGGCUUCACCUUCCAGCGAGGACACCCCGACCGUGAAUGGCGGCGGCGGCCACUCCGACCCCUCCAUGGAAAACACGGACCGAGAGCUGGACCCCGAGGCGGCAGAGGAGGUCUCGGAGAACGGGCCGUUAUUAGCAGACUCUCCACCCGUCAUCGCUGCUCCCUCCAUGUGGACGCGCCCGCAGAUCAAAGACUUCAAAGAGAAGAUCCGCCAGGACGCCGACAGCGUGAUCACGGUGGGGCGCGGCGAGGUGGUGACGGUGCGCGUCCCCACGCACGAGGAAGGCUCCUACCUGUUCUGGGAGUUCGCCACAGACUAUUACGACAUCGGCUUCGGGGUCUUCUUCGAGUGGACGGAUGCGGCGUCGGCCUCGGUCAGCGUGCACGUGUCGGAGUCCACCGAUGAGGACGAGGAGGAGGAAGGGGAGCCCCCGAGUGAAGAGGAGAAGGCCAAGAAGGGGGCGGGGAAGCCUCAGGUGGACGAGAUUGUGCCGGUGUACCGGCGGGACUGUCACGAGGAGGUGUACGCCGGCAGCCACCAGUACCCCGGCCGCGGCGUCUACCUGCUCAAGUUCGACAACUCCUACUCGCUGUGGCGCGCCAAGAGUGUUUAUUACAGAGUCUACUACACCAGAUAAGCCUGAACCGAGGAGUGUCUAUGUCCAUAUAUAUAUAUAUAUAUAUACAUAUAUAUAUAUAUAUAUAUAUAUACGUCUGUGUGUGUUUGUAUGAAGGCAGCAGGUGCCUGGGUUUAUGUCAGGAGCAAUUCUGAAAGCCACCACCAGAGGGAGACAAAUAGACACACCUGGAGCCCUGUUUUUUUUUCCUUUUUUAGGUGAAGGGACCAAUGUUAUGGAUUUAUUUGUGUCCCAAGCUGAUUCCAUGGAAGAGGAGUGUCUAUCUACUCCCUACCUGUCCUUGUCACACAUGUUUUAUUCGGCCUCUUUUCAGCCUGGGAUCUUGCACUCUUCAGCCAGUGUUUCUUCUUUGCUCUUUCUCCAGGGAGAUCAAAUACGCUAAAAGGCGCAGCGUAAAGAGUAACAGCCAUCACUUUCUUUGUGAACGUCGUCAAGACGUGCGCUUUUGGCACAAUUAAUGAAGGAAGUCCAUGUCUUUGUUGGUCCACAAAAGUCCCCGUGCAAAUAGACAAAUGCAUGAUUGAAGUCCAACGACAAAUAUCCCGUUCAAACAUUUUACCACCUUUUGUUCAUUUCAUCAUUUUCGUCCAUCUCCAAUGUUCCUGUACCAUGUGUGUGGUUUCUCUCUUGUUGUUUCUCACUAAAUGGAGUUUUUUUUUUGUAUGUAAAUAAUGAUAUAAAUAACUUUAAGUAUGGGGCGGGUGUGUUUUAGACUUGGGCAAAAAGGUCGACGCACUGUUAAAAGUGUAGGAGGAAUGAAAUAAGACUUUAUACAUUUUACCCCACAAAUAGGAGAAAAAAAAAAGGAGGUUUAAAAAAAUCUGUCGGGAGACACUUUUUGUAUUGUUUUGACUUGUUUGGGUCUCAUGAGUUCUCCAAGAUAUAUUUGGUCAUAUAUUUAAUCAUGAUUAAAAUUAUGUUAUGGUCAUCUC
Messenger RNA from Nerophis lumbriciformis (worm pipefish), 2614 nucleotides. Its product is annotated as Golgi resident protein GCP60. Lineage: Eukaryota; Metazoa; Chordata; Actinopteri; Syngnathiformes; Syngnathidae. The record is from RefSeq and is a predicted model, not a curated record. Gene Ontology annotation, molecular function: fatty-acyl-CoA binding. Gene Ontology annotation, cellular component: Golgi membrane.